This is a messenger RNA of Manis pentadactyla (Chinese pangolin), 1722 nucleotides long. RefSeq names its product distal-less homeobox 2 (gene DLX2). The transcript is spliced from 3 exons. The record is from RefSeq and is a predicted model, not a curated record. Lineage: Eukaryota; Metazoa; Chordata; Mammalia; Pholidota; Manidae. Gene Ontology annotation, molecular function: DNA-binding transcription factor activity, RNA polymerase II-specific; RNA polymerase II cis-regulatory region sequence-specific DNA binding. The coding region runs from base 721 to 1707 and encodes 328 amino acids. Gene Ontology annotation, biological process: embryo development; negative regulation of transcription by RNA polymerase II; cell differentiation.
UUUGAAAGCUGACCUCGGACAUGAAUGUACAAAUGACUGGAACUGGUUGGCACGUGUACAUAAAAUGGGAUGAGGGACCCCAUUUCUUCUUCCUCUGAGGUGCAAAGCCAGUCUCCAUCUUCACAUCUGCCCUGCCGCCCGCAAUCCCGACUUCUUCCGCCCACGCCAGCCCCUUGCGUGGCUGCUCACGUUCAGCAGACGCUUGUCUGCACCCGCAACCACAGCGGCCCCAGCGCAAGCCCUUUGACACCCACCUCCCAGCGCAGUGUUCCAGGGCGCCCGCAGCCCCAGGGCUGGAGCUUCCAAUUGGCUGUUGCUAGGUGACGUCUCCUGCGCUCACGUGACGAGUGUUAUUAUGCCCACCCUGCAGGAGCCCUCCCAGCAGACAGCCGUAAAGCUCCCGUGGGCUGCUCACCUGCUUACGCCUGGCCCCGCCACUCCUACCCCUCCACGGCCCGCCCCCUGCCCGGGCCCGCGCUGGGCUAGCAGCCGAGGGCAGAGAGACGGAGAGAGGAUGCGGCCGGCGGCAGCGGUCCCGAGCAGUGCGCGUUGAUCGCCAACCCCGGAGGAGGAGUUGUCUAGACCGUUGCCACAUUUCUUGUUUUCAUCCCCCCGUCCCGUAAUCACAUUGGCUGCUGGAGGGGACAGGGAAAGACGGAGGAGGCGCCUCACUUCCCCCCUCUCUCCGGCCACUCUUGCUCUUUCCCGUCCCGGGCCAGAAUGACUGGAGUCUUUGACAGUCUCGUGGCUGAUAUGCACUCGACCCAGAUCACGGCCUCCAGCACGUACCACCAGCACCAGCAACCCCCGAGCGGCGGCGGCGCGGGCCCCGGCGGCAGUAGCCGCAGCGGCCUCCACAAGCCCCAGGAGUCGCCCACUCUCCCGGUGUCCACAGCUACCGACAGCAGCUACUACACCAACCAGCAGCACCCGGCGGGCGGCGGCGGCGGCGGCUCGCCCUACGCGCACAUGGGCUCCUACCAGUACCACGCCGGCGGCCUCAACGACGUCCCUUAUUCUGCCAAGAGCGGCUACGACCUAGGCUACACCACUGCCUACACCUCCUACGCUCCCUACGGGACCAAUCAGUCCCCGACCAACAACGAACCUGAGAAAGAGGAACUCGAGCCUGAAAUCAGGAUAGUGAACGGGAAGCCAAAGAAAGUCCGAAAACCCCGCACUAUCUACUCCAGUUUCCAGCUGGCGGCUCUUCAGCGGCGUUUCCAAAAGACUCAAUACCUGGCACUGCCCGAGCGAGCCGAGCUGGCGGCGUCUCUGGGCCUCACCCAGACACAGGUCAAAAUCUGGUUCCAGAACCGCCGAUCCAAGUUCAAGAAGAUGUGGAAAAGUGGUGAGAUCCCCUCGGAGCAGCACCCCGGGGCCAGCGCCUCGCCACCGUGUGCGUCGCCACCGGUCUCGGCGCCGGCCUCUUGGGACUUUGGCGCGCCACAGCGGAUGGGUGGCGGCGGCCCGGGCAGUGGCGGCGGCGGCAGCGGCGCCGGCAGCUCGGGCUCCAGCCCCAGCGGCGCAGCCUCGGCCUUCCUGGGCAACUACCCGUGGUACCACCAGGCCUCGGGCUCCACCUCACACCUUCAGGCCGCAGCGCCGCUGCUGCACCCGACGCAGACCGCGCAGCCGCACCACCACCACCACCACCACCACCACGGCGGCGGGGGCGCCCCGGUGAGCGCCGGGACGAUUUUCUAACGCCAGGGAGACUGC